This is a messenger RNA of Olea europaea var. sylvestris, 975 nucleotides long. RefSeq lists its product as uncharacterized. The transcript has a single exon. The record is from RefSeq and is a predicted model, not a curated record. Lineage: Eukaryota; Viridiplantae; Streptophyta; Magnoliopsida; Lamiales; Oleaceae. The coding region runs from base 114 to 692 and encodes 192 amino acids.
CAAUAUAUUUUCUCCCAAACCUACCUCUCUCUCUCUCUCUCUCUCCCUCUCUCCCCCCAAUAAUCAAUACACAGCAUUUUCUCUCUCUAAAAACACCAAAAUCUAUCCAAAAAAUGGAGCAAAAUCUACCAAUCAUAGCCAAGAAAGUAUGGAAUAUAGUACGUGUGAUGUUUUUCAUGUUAAGAAAAGGCAUAUCGAAGGGAAAAUUAUUAGCUGAUCUUAACAUGAUGAUGAAACGUGGCAAAAUUGCCGGCAAGGCAAUCCAAAAUCUCAUGCUCCAUCCAUGGUCCGCCUCCGGCCGCCGCCCCCACAGCCGCAAUCUGUCAUUCCCUAUCUCAGUCACCGAAUAUGAGUUCAGUUGCAGUAACAGCCCGGCUUAUCCUAAUUUUCACAUCCCCUUUAAUCUCAACAAGCUUAAACACGGCAGCCACCACCGCGCGCCACCCACGGCCGACGAUUUUGCGACUGCAAAUACGGUGGUGAAGGCCUUGGAGAUGCUGUAUAGCGAGGCGGCUUCACCGGCAUUGCCAGGGUUCGGGAAGAGCCCUGUCGUAAGGCAACUGAGGAUCACAGACUCUCCAUUUCCAUUAAAGGAUACUGAAGAGGAUAAUCAUGUAGAUGAAGCUGCUGAGAAGUUCAUUAUGAAGUUCUAUAAGGAUUUGAAAAAGCAAGAUGCAAUGACUUAUUUUUGAAUCAUCUUGAAUUAAUCUUGAUGAAGUCAAUCCGAUUAUAAGUUGGUUUUUUUCUGAAAGUGCCAAAGUUUCAUGGAUUUGAGGCCGUGCAGACAUGAUAAAUCCAGGUCCAUUGAUAAGCAUGAUAAUCUGCGAAGGGGUCUAUCCAAUAAUUAUGAAUGUGAAUGUGAAUGUGAAUGUGAAUGUGUAUAUUCAAGAAAUUUUAUGAGAAAAAUACUGUAAUGAAUGUAAUGAAUAUUCCUCUGCUGCAUAAGAUCAUGGAUAAUUUUAAAAGUUUUGUUCA